AUGGCUUCUUUUGGUGAAUUGUCCUUAUUGGGCGAGGUUUCUGUUUCCUCGACCGUAGACAAAAAGAAUGGAUAUUGUUCUAGCGGUACUGUGGCUUUAGAAAAUGGACAGGAAUCAUCAUCAUUUGUAGCAGUACAAAUUGAAAAGCAUGGGAUUGAAAUCUACAAUCUCAAGGAAGAACGCCUGUUUGCGUCUUGCCCAUUGCCCGAAAAAACCAUUUUCUCCUGUAAGCCCAUGUACCUCCAUGAGGGAAAUUCACAUUACAUUUGGGCCUGUACAUCAUCUGCGCGAAGCAGGGGAGAAUGGAAGUUGUUAAGCUGGAAGUAUGAUGAACUUAAAGAGCAUGGAGAGGUACGGUCUCGGGAUUUAUCAAAUAAGCCCAUAUUUUCUAUACACUUCAUUGCAUCUUCUGGACAGCUAGUACUGGUCUUUACUAAUGGAGAAAUUUCUUUUCUUGAUCCAGAGGAUGAUAUGAUUCAGCCUGCCACCUCCAUUCAAGGGUCGGCUAGUUUGGUUCAAACAGGCAGCGUAUCCAAGCAAGUUGAACAGAAAACUGAGGGAACCCCGACUACAGGUAAUAACUCUGCAGUCGAGGACGGAAUUAGUCAAAGUCAACCUGGUGAAGGUUUGCUACCUUCCGUCAAUUCUUCGGCUACCACUACAAAUAUCUAUCUCCUUUAUGCACUUAGUAUUGAGAAGAUACAACAGUUUUAUGUAAGUGUCUUCUCAACGUCAGAGAAACGAUUACUUUAUACAAAGCCAAUUGAGUUAGGUUCUUCUACUCCUCCUAUCCAUGUUUUGCUUGCAAAAGACUGUGAUAACAUAUUUGGGUUUUUUCCUGACAAUAUUUUCGUUUAUGCUUCCAAUGAAUCCAGCGGUUCGUAUCAGCGUGUAAAAUCCUUUCAAUUAGAAAAUAUGCCGGCUUUAUCUAAUGUGGAUAUAAUCUUUGAUAAAUUUUGUCUCGUACAAACAAAAAGUCAAGUUUCUAUAUGGGAUUUAACAUAUGGUACUAUUCAAGACGUAUUUAACACAGACAAUGAUACCGCAUUCAUAACAGUGACCAUAAACGGGAAUCCCUCUAGGAAAAGCAGUUCGAAGAUAAACUCAACUGUAUCUGGAAAUAUCAUCUUAUUACAAAAAAAGGCGAUUGCAUCAGUUCCAUUUACAAUGCCGGCAGUCAUGUCUCUUGCAGACGCGAUUGGAAAGAGAAAAGCGAAAAUAGGUAGAAUUUUGACAAAGCCCGAAACUAUAGCUGAUGGUGCUCUUACAAAGUCAAAAAGCAGCGUUACUUUGUGCGAACAAUUAUUAAAGAAUGUGCAACUGCAAGAUAACUCCUUACGAAAUGAGUUGCAUCAACUUCAAACAUAUGUGCAAAACCGAGACGGUGAAUCUUUUGAUGCCAAGUUCUUGAAGUUUGUUGAAGGAUUUCAAACACAAAACUCAACCAACCGAAAGUUAUUAAAAACAAACAGCGUCCUUCCUAUUCCGUUCGUCCAUGCUAUAGAAAGUAUUCUCUUUUCUUCUAACGAAGAGCAAGACUUAGAUCUCUUGUGCCCGGCUAAGGCUACUCUAAAUUACCUUUUGAGAAAUCGUUUGUUCACUUCUUCUAUUCUGAGGCUUAAUCCUUCAAGAUCUCUUUUUAAUUGCAUUUAUAAAUUCCAAAAAGAGUCGGCACUCUUAUUGUUGGAGCGAACUCUUGAUCUUCCUGCGUUCGAGGUUGGCUGUGCUAUAAAAAAGGCUUUGUCUAGCAUGAAGACAAAACUUUUAAAAAUUGGUCUCCUAAGACUUUCUCAGUUUGAUAGCGCAGAAGCUCAAGAAGCAUUGCUGCUCACCUUAGCUCAAGAAGAUUUUGAUUUACUAUUCAAGUUAAUUUGUGCUUCCAUUACCGGUAAGAAAACGUCGGUUCCUUUGAAUCUCGAUAUGGAGAUCCUUAUUUAUAUUGCUUCUACCGUGUUGGACGCUAUGGGUGUUGGUGGUAUUGCUGCUAGUACUGAGAAUCAAAGUACCGCUCAAGACUUAUAUUCUGGCUUACAGUCGAAAAUUACCUCACUCACUGCAAUGUCUCUUGUUCUCCCUGCUGUUUCUGAGCUCAUAAAGCACAGGAAGAAGGAUGUGGCCGAAAACACUUUUGUUCACCCCAACCCUCAACCAAAGGCUGUUAUUGAUGAUAAAGCUGACUUAGCAACCCUUUUGAGAAAGGAUGGUUUGGCUGAACAAAGAAAGAACAAGAGUCAAAGAGCUCGUGGUAAAGAGCUUGAUAUGACUAUAGGAAGAUAUACUAUUGAGCGCCUAGAAAUCUAA
Schizosaccharomyces osmophilus is the source of this 2301-nucleotide messenger RNA. RefSeq names its product t-UTP complex subunit Utp8 (gene utp8). The transcript has a single exon. NCBI's taxonomy places the organism in Eukaryota, Fungi, Ascomycota, Schizosaccharomycetes, Schizosaccharomycetales, Schizosaccharomycetaceae. The record is from RefSeq and is a predicted model, not a curated record. The coding region runs from base 1 to 2301 and encodes 766 amino acids. Gene Ontology annotation, molecular function: protein binding.